Molecule: messenger RNA, 476 nt
Organism: Helianthus annuus (common sunflower)
Lineage: Eukaryota; Viridiplantae; Streptophyta; Magnoliopsida; Asterales; Asteraceae
Exons: 3
Coding region: 81-275 (64 amino acids)
Source: RefSeq, a predicted model, not a curated record
UUAUUUGAACCGUUGAAAACUACCAUUGAUCUUGAACAACAACACACGCCUGAAGUCAACAAGAAGAUCAAAGAGCAGCAAUGGCGGUUAUGCAGAAGCUCAGGAUGUUCGUCGUUCAAGAGCCUAUUGUUGCUGCUUCCUGCCUCAUCGGCGGCUUCGGGCUCGCUCUUCCUGCUUUCGUGAGGCCUAUGCUGGAUUCCUUUGAAUCAACCAAACAAGCUCCUCAGCCUGCAUUAAGUGAUGUGGUUGCAGGUAUGACUGGUAAAAAGGAAUGAUGAUAUAACUCUACUUAUUGGUGCCCAGAAAACAAAGAAAUUGUUGUGUGUUUAUUCGUUGAAAUGUUCCGUAAUUGUACUCGUUUAGACCAUGCUCUAUAGACCUGGAUUAAUAAGAUUUCACUGUAGACUAAAACAUUUGUGCACACUGGAUUAGUGAGAUGAUCCAAUGAAAUAUGUUCCAUUUGUUUCUAUUUGAAA